Molecule: messenger RNA, 1425 nt
Organism: Parastagonospora nodorum SN15
Lineage: Eukaryota; Fungi; Ascomycota; Dothideomycetes; Pleosporales; Phaeosphaeriaceae
Exons: 4
Coding region: 1-1425 (474 amino acids)
Cellular component (GO): cytosol; nucleus
Molecular function (GO): protein serine/threonine phosphatase activity; protein binding
Source: RefSeq, a predicted model, not a curated record
AUGGGAAAUCCACAGGAAGAAGCCACGGCGCUCAAAAACAAGGGCAACGACGCUUUCAAGAACCAGGACUGGCCUGCCGCGCUGGAUUUCUACACCAAGGCCAUUGAAUUGUGGGACAAAGAACCGUCCUUCUACACAAAUCGUGCCCAGGCAAACAUCAAGCUUGAGUCGUAUGGAUAUGCCGUAGCAGACGCCGACAAGGCGAUCGAGCUCGACCCCAACAAUGUCAAGGCUUACUACCGCCGCGCCUCCGCAAACACGUCGAUGCUCAAGCACCGCGAAGCCCUCCGCGACUGGAAGCUUGUCAUCAAGAAGGCUCCCAACGAUGCCAACGCGAAACUGCGCAUGCACGAAUGCGAGAAGAUCAUCAAGCGCGAUGCCUUCCUCAAGGCAAUCGAGGUCGAAGACGCACCCUCAGCCGCAGAGGGACUGGACAUUGAGCACAUGGCGCUCGAGAGAAACUACGACGGUCCCAAGCUCGAGGGCAAGAUGACGCUAGAGUUCAUCGAAGACAUGAUCGAGAGGUUCAAGACUGGCAAGAAGAUUGCGAAGAAGUACGCCUUCCAGAUCAUAUUGGCAGUCAUGGACAUCGUCAAGAACGAGCCGACCAUGGUGGAGCACAAGGUGGAGGAGGGGUGCGAGAUCACCGUCUGCGGAGAUACUCACGGCCAAUACUUUGAUCUGCUGAACAUCUUCAAGCUUGCCGGUAAACCCUCCGAAAAGAACCACUUCCUCUUCAACGGCGACUUCGUCGAUCGAGGAUCCUGGUCGACCGAAAUCGCGCUGCUUCUGUACGCCUACAAGUGGCUGUAUCCCGACAAGUUCUUCCUCAACCGCGGCAACCACGAGACGGACGACAUGAACCGCAUGUACGGGUUCGAGGGCGAGUGCAGGGCGAAAUACAACGAGCGCAUGUUCAAGAUCUUCUCCGAGUCCUUCUCCAUGCUGCCCCUGGCCACACUGAUUGGGGACAAGUACUUUGUUCUCCACGGCGGUCUCUUCUCAGACGACAAGGUCACGCUCGACGACGUACGGAAGCUGAACCGCUUCAAGCAGCGACAGCCUGGCCAGGCCGGCCUCAUGAUGGAGAUGCUCUGGACAGACCCGCAAACCGCGCCCGGACGAGGACCCAGCAAGCGCGGCGUUGGCCUGCAGUUCGGACCAGAUGUCACCAAGCGAUUCUGCGAGAACAACGGUCUCGAGGCCAUUAUCCGGUCGCACGAGGUCCGCAUGGAAGGCUACGAAGUCGAGCACGACGGCCGCUGCAUCACCGUCUUCUCAGCACCCAACUACUGCGAUAGCACGAACAACAAGGGCGCCUUCAUCAAGAUCGGCCCCGAGUACAAGCUGAAGUACACCAAGUUUGACGCGGUGCCGCAUCCGGAUGUCAAGCCCAUGGCGUACGCGUCAAAUGGGUUGAUGUAA